Dibothriocephalus latus is the source of this 438-nucleotide messenger RNA. The record is from the annotation of a GenBank genome assembly. NCBI's taxonomy places the organism in Eukaryota, Metazoa, Platyhelminthes, Cestoda, Diphyllobothriidea, Diphyllobothriidae.
AUGGAAAUAAAUAAGCCAUUAAUAGUACCUGACAUUUAUCUUCUUCAAGGCACCAACAUCGACGGAUCAAUUAUUGAGGUGACCUGGGCCAAGCCGGCGGACAAGGGUGACCCGGUUCGACCCCAGUCAUCCCGAUCGAGCAAACAGCUUAUGGACUGGAGUUUCAACAAUGACCUAACAAAUGCCGGCAACCUUUUUCUUGACCCUGCAACGGCCAUGUUUGCCGGCUCCGCGCCGGGUGCCCCGUUCAUUCUUCCUCCUAUGGCCAACGAUGCUGUAUCAAAUGUCGGCCAAUUGUUGCUCCCGAAUUCGAGUUCAAGCAGUUUCCGACUGGGAUCCUCAAGAUCUGGUCGGCGGAACGCGGCCGGUGGCAGGAGCGCAGCUGCGCAGAGGGAGAGGAAGCAUCCGGUAGAAGUGAGUUCAAAGAGUUUACUGUAA